This is a messenger RNA of Culex pipiens pallens (northern house mosquito), 861 nucleotides long. Its product is annotated as RWD domain-containing protein 4. The transcript is spliced from 3 exons. Gene Ontology annotation, molecular function: protein binding. The record is from RefSeq and is a predicted model, not a curated record. Bases 177 to 803 code for a protein of 208 amino acids. NCBI's taxonomy places the organism in Eukaryota, Metazoa, Arthropoda, Insecta, Diptera, Culicidae.
GUAACAUCCAUCACUUGCGCCCCGUACUGCCCCGUAGUGCGCUUUCGUUGGCAGAAAAUUUGCAACCUUUCUGCUGUCGGAAAAAUCGCACUUUCCUGCCCACAUUUUGGUUCCAGUUUGUAGUUUAGUAAUGCAAAUCUUCUAAUUCCUCAGCCGCCAGCCCUCCGAACGCGAAAAUGUCCGAAACGAAGGAAAUGCAAACCGAGGAGCGCGAGGCGCUGGUUUCCAUCUACGAGGGCGACACUUUCUUCAAACAAAUCAACGCCGAAACUUAUCAAUAUAAGUACGGCGAGGAAGAUGGCAACAAAUCGUUCCUGUUGGAAAUAAUCUGGCACGAGACGUACCCGAACGAACUUCCCACCAUCAACAUGGACACGUUCUACAAUCGUAAUAUGUCCCGCACGGUCAAAGACAAGAUCACCUCGAUCCUGAAGGAGGAGGGCGAGCAGUGGCUGGGCUGCGGAAUGACGUACACCCUGUUUGAGUGCCUUAAGGACAAAGUGGAGGAGCUGCUGGUGGACGAGAACUGCAACAGUGGCGCCGACCAGGUCAUCGGAACGAACGACCAGGGCGAGACGGAAGCUGGGGCGAGGCAAGACGACGGCAGCUCAGACGAGGACGAACGGGGGAACAAAGCGGGUGGGGGUGGCGCCGGCGGAGGAGGCCAAAAGAAGGAACAUCUCACGAAGGCACAAAAGCGACGACAGUGGGACCGGGUGGACAACAAGGGCAACCGGCCCAGGGGUUGGGACUGGGUGGACAUUGUCAAGCAUCUGUCGCAGACGGGCGGAAAGCCGGAGUGAGACCUUUUUUGGGGGGAUCUGCACGUGAGAAAAUAAACAUCUGGACCGCAUAAGGAAA